Molecule: messenger RNA, 1118 nt
Organism: Beta vulgaris subsp. vulgaris (sugar beet)
Lineage: Eukaryota; Viridiplantae; Streptophyta; Magnoliopsida; Caryophyllales; Amaranthaceae
Product: ethylene-responsive transcription factor ERF027
Exons: 2
Coding region: 235-939 (234 amino acids)
Biological process (GO): regulation of DNA-templated transcription
Molecular function (GO): DNA-binding transcription factor activity; DNA binding
Source: RefSeq, a predicted model, not a curated record
UCUACCAUGCAAAAAUCAAACAUCAAAAUAAUAAAAACAUGAAUUCAACGUUACCCUUUUCCUUUUUCAUUCGUCCUUCAUCAUGAUCUCUAAUCCGCGAGUUUGCCACGUUUUGACCACUUAUCUUUUAAGGUUUAUAAAUUCCUAGUACUAGUAAUAACUUUCUUUUUAUAGGUCACAUUCAAACAAGUCACUAUUAUUUGUAGGUUGUACUCGUACAAAAAAUUUACUUAUAUGGCUGACAAACCUGAAUCCAGCAACGUAACCAAACAACUAAAUCAACCACCUUCACUCCCUCAAUUGCCAUUACAAACGGACCCUUAUUAUCAACCACCACUACCACCACCACCACCCCCGCACCCCGCCAUCGGGGGUUCAUCGAUGUUUUCGGUUUCGCCACCAAAAUUCAUCGGGUCCCCUACCGGAAAACACCCAUUGUACCGUGGAAUACGGCCUCGGGGAGGUAAAUGGGUGUCCGAGAUCAGGGAACCCAAAAAGACUACUAGAAUAUGGCUAGGUACAUGGGCUACAGCUGAAAUGGCCGCGGCUGCCUAUGAUGCCGCGGCCCUUGCCUUGAAGGGUACCGAGGCAAUCUUGAACUUCCCUCAAGAUGCGCUUCGGUACCCGGUCCCACCCUCUUCAUCAGCCGCGGAUAUCAGGAAAGCCGCGGCUACAGCCGCAGCCAUGAAGCAGGAUAAAGAAAAGAAUAGUAGUACUACUACUAAUGCUGAUGAUUUGGGAUUGGAAAGAGUUGGAAAACAAGGGGCGGAAGAAGAAUUCAUAGACAUUGAAGCAUUCUUCAAUAUGCCUAACUUGCUUGUUGAUAUGGCAGGAGGAAUGAUGGUUAGCCCGCCUCGAAUGAGCUCCACCGAUGACCGCGACUCGCCUGAAAAUGAUGAUUGUAUUGGCGAAGCUGGGAGCUUAUGGAGCUAUGAUUGAUUGUACUAUACUACAAUGUAAGUUAUAAGGCCAGCGUUGCCUUGUUGUUGGUCUGUUUUUGACUAUUUUUCCAACUCCUAUAAGUGGCAGAGUGUUCUUGCUGCCUGCUGGCAUAGUAUAUUAUUAACUCAGCUACUACUCGUUGCUGACACGGCAAUUUAAGCAGAUUUUCUUACCAA